GCUAGCUAGUCUAUCGAACAUGGCAAACGUUCAGGCGGCACUGGAGAUGAUAAACACGGCAGACCUGUCAUCAACAGAACACUUGCUGCUGAGGAAUCUCGUUAAUUCUGCAGUCUAUCCCGAGGACACUGCACGACUUAUCACUUCGACGAUUGAGACAUCGAACUGCAGCGUCGAGACGUCUCUACGCGAAGUCAAGCGGCAAUGGAGGAAACUGGCCAGCCGAUUAAUGGCCUCUGACAAGAUACCACAAGCCCUUCAAGAUCUAGCUUUCGAGAGAGAUGGGCGUGAUUUUACAAUGAGGCGAGGGCCAAGUCACGUACCGGGGUCGAAAAUAGAGCCAGCAUUUAUAGUCCCGCCUUCCAUGAUCCAUGACCUCGAGUCAGUGGAACAAGGUGCUUUGCUCCGGUUACUAAGGGCUUUCCUAUCCGAUGAGCAUGUUAACUACCUGAAGAAACUGCUUACCCUGGAACCACAAGAUACGGCAACACGUCUCAGAAACAUAGUUCUCCUGCCACCCAGUAUACAUGCAGCUUUUCGAGCUGGACACGUAGACAUCAGAACAAGGAAUGAUUUGGACGGGGGGCCGCCACCGGGUUGUGUGGACGAAACGCUUCUGAAAUGCCGGUAUGCGAUGCGCACACAGUAUCCUGAGGAGGUAUCAGGGUUGUUUCUGGGGGACGGGACCCCGUUCCGAAGAGGGCUUGUGCACUUCGACCUGUCAACUGCGGACCCCGAGCGUCUGCCAUUGCCCAGCAGUUUGUUGAUAGAUGUUCAUUUCCGAUUCGCAGCGGCAUUGCAUUUGUUCUAUAUUGAGGAUAAAGCAGCCCGUGGGUGGUCGUCAGCAUCACUUUCUUUGUCUCUUCCCUCCUUCGUCAGGCGCAGCCUUACCUGGCUAUGGCUUACAUUACCAGAAUGUCUCCGCGUAGCAUGCUAUCUGCUUCUAAACCGAAUCGGACGAAAACUCUAUCCUCUCGACGCCAGUGUAUGGGCCCAGCGAUUACCGUUUGGUCUGUACAUGAAGCAGUGCAUUCGGGCUCCUCAAAACGAACCCAACGUACUGCGACUGAUCGAGCGUCAAACAUCAAUCCCCGCACCACGCCUCAUCGACACCUGGGAGCGCGAUGGUACGACCUAUAUUCUCAUGACUCGUAUCCCCGGUGACCCCAUCGAAGACGUGCAGCACCUGCUGUCCUAUUCCGAGCGCCGAGAGAUCGCGGACGACAUUGCCAGAUACGUGGCGCAGCUGCGCCAGAUUCCAAACAACACUCCAUACCUCAUCUGCGACUCGCUGGGCGGUCCGAUCGUCGACCAUCGCAUCCCCAGCGGCACGGGCGGACCCUGGCACACGGAGGCCGAGUUCUACGAGCAUCUGACCAGCCACUACGGCCCCAUGGCGAAGGUCGCGGAGUUGAAGAAGCUGGGCAUCCGCGAGCACGAGCACUUCUACUUCACACACUCGGAUCUGCACCCGAGUAACCUGCUCGUCGAGCGCGGGCGCCUGACCGGGAUCGUGGACUGGGAGUCGGCCGGGUUCCGCCCGGAGUACUGGGAGUUCACCAAGGCGAUGUAUGGGGCCGUGUGCGGCGGGGGUCCGGUGAUGGACUCGAUCUUCUGGCGUGCGUUUGGGAGGAAGUAUGAGCGGGAGCUGGAAGUGGAGAGGCAGUUGUGGUAUAUCACGCCCUUUGGGUCGUGAAAAACUUGUUUCUGCCUCACUUGUCGAUUUGCACUCUGGCCCUCCCUCAGUCUCUGGCCGGUCAUUCCUACCCCCUCAUGUCUUUGAACGAAUCCUCUAAGAGAAACAAAAGGAACAUACAACAACAGCAUAAGUAUGGCUGUAGUCACCAAGCGCCCAUGGAGGCGAUGUCGCUUUGUCUUAAAAGUAUGAGUUGCCAUACGUCGUCGUCAUACAGAUGUCGCAGAUUGAACGGGCAAUUAACGGGCGCAACUUCUAUGAUGAAUCGGUCACCUCUGAUACAAGAGACACGGCUUUCGGAAUAAAUAUCUGGUAACUCUUCCCGUCAUGUAUAGCAUGCCGCUUCAUGCCUCGCUUACUCGCCACGUACUCUGAGGGUUGGCGAAGGCCAGAUAUAAGCAU
Molecule: messenger RNA, 2098 nt
Organism: Aspergillus homomorphus CBS 101889
Lineage: Eukaryota; Fungi; Ascomycota; Eurotiomycetes; Eurotiales; Aspergillaceae
Product: kinase-like protein
Exons: 5
Coding region: 20-1696 (558 amino acids)
Source: RefSeq, a predicted model, not a curated record